Lichtheimia ornata is the source of this 1443-nucleotide messenger RNA. RefSeq lists its product as uncharacterized. The record is from RefSeq and is a predicted model, not a curated record. Gene Ontology annotation, molecular function: sphingomyelin phosphodiesterase activity. NCBI's taxonomy places the organism in Eukaryota, Fungi, Mucoromycota, Mucoromycetes, Mucorales, Lichtheimiaceae. The transcript has 2 exons. Gene Ontology annotation, cellular component: cytoplasm; extracellular region. Bases 1 to 1443 code for a protein of 480 amino acids.
AUGCGCCGCGAGAGAGAUCGCUUUGACGAGGAAGAACUGGAAUUGCUCGAUGCCGAUAAAUUCCAUGACGACCAUGACGGGCAUGAGUCCAUUUUCAACCCGGAUCGUUUCCAUGACGACGACGACGACGACGCCCCUCUCUUAGCGAGUAGUAGUGGUGGUGGCGGUAGUCAUAGCAACGCGAGGAAAAGGACAUUGUCUUGGAGACAGCGACUCGAGUCACUCUUGAAAAGAAAAGGGCAAACCAAAUCAUCUGUUGGUCGUCGCCGUAGUACGAGUAGUAGUCGUUGUACGCUUUGUUGCUGUUUAAUUUUCUUGCUGAUAAGCACCAUCAGCUAUUUUCUAUUUGGUUACUUUUACUUUCGACCUGCCGAAUUACCACCACCUACAUUGCCCGACAAAUCCACCAAUUCCACAGCGCGGUUCCUGACACUGAAUAUUUUCAUGCGACCACCAGGGGUCAAGAACAACAAGUCGGAUUACAAGGAACAACGUUUGGAUUAUAUUAUCAAGUACAUCUUGCCACACUAUGAUGUCAUUACCAUUCAAGAAGCUUUUGCCUUUGCCAAUCGUCGCAUUGAUCGUUUAGCUGUGGAAGCUCGCAACUUGGGUUUCAACUAUCAAGUCGCAUCGCCAAGACAUUACCCAUGGGAACUUGCAGCGGAUGGUGGUUUAUUGCUCUUGUCGCGAUUUCCUAUCAAGCAAGCCGACACACUCGAAUUUCCACGGGGUAUUCAUGCCGAUUGGCUAUCCAAAAAAGGUGCAUUGCAUGCGUUGGUACAACUCAAUGCGACACGCACAGUGCAUUUGUAUACGACCCAUACGCAAGCAUCGUAUGAUGAAGCAGGUGCGCUUAAUCAAGAGGAUACCCUUGUACGACUUUCACAAUUUGCGUUGGUGCAUGAUUUUAUUCGCAACACGGCAAGGGAUGAUGGCAGCCCAGUAUUGAUCAUGGGUGAUCUCAACAUUGAUGCCGCUGCCCACAAGGAUGAGGAUAAACGAAAACCUUCUGUGGCCAGCUCACAAGCUUAUACCAUGAUGAUGCAAGUCUUGAACGGCACAGGGAUUCAAAUCGAUAAUCAAACCAUGUACUCGGACCCAGAUUGGCGUAUUGACACCUUGCACGACGUUGCAUACCAGCAAUUUGGAUACCAUCCUGUUACAUUUGGUGACUUUGUGAGAAAUGCAACAGCACAAAAAGGGGAUGAUUUAAUACCCGCCGAAACCGUGCUCACCCAUUGGGAUCAACUUUUGACGGUGCAAAGCAUUGAUCGCAUUCUGUGGGCUGAUCGAUACUCACAUGAUGUGGCAGUGCAUAACAUUACAGUCGAAAAGUUCCUCACAAAGGAUAACAAGGAGCUUGACACCAGCGAACGUGAAGCCAUCCCCUUCACCCAGAUUUCAGACCACUACGGCUUAAGCUGCAUUGUAGAGCUUGUGUAA